CGAAAUAGUGUUGGCCAAUCUGUGAGGAAGUGAUAACCUGCUGUUGUCAGUUGUUAACUGUUAGUGUUAGUUGUUUGGAUUUGAGCUUCACUGGGCCUGUCUGUGAGCCUGUCUCUGAGGUCGUGGUUGAUUCAAAUGGUUCCUAUUGAAUCGAAAAGAGUCAUAUUUACAAUGAGAUGGGUCUGACAGACCGGCUCAAAAAAUGGAAACGCGUUCCGGAUAACUGUAUGACGUACAGGAAGGCGGUCUGUUUUAUCAUAUUCCUACUGUUCGUCGUCAUAUUCGUCUACCCUAACUACAUGACUAGAGAUGAUGGCAAGCACGCGUUCAAAUUAGAAAAGAUACGACAAUGUUUAGAAGAUCGACUGAUUACAUUCUCUUUGGAUGUGGAAGAAGGGAAUGCAAAUGUAAGACGGAACCUCAUAGGUGACAAAGAUGACUCUUUCCUUCCAUUUGUUGGGAACGGGUACCAUGGUGUCACCAUAACCCCGUUGUCGACAAUAUAUUUAAAAAAAUUAAGGACUCUAUCGCUUGAUUUAAAGUGGUCACCACUUUACAACAUAAAUACCGAUUCUGUGAUGGAAGAAGUUGUAGUAUCAAACUUUCUUAAUGGUGUUGUACAUCGUUAUCAGUGCCUUGGAAAUGGCCUCCAUGUUACUUACAAUUAUAUUUCGCAUAGAUUGAGACCUUAUUUAUUUAUGCAAGAAUUAAAAUUUGUAAAUCCAAGUAGCCAAAAGGUAAAUCUAAAGUUAUCAAAACCAAAUCUAUCCCUAUGGAGUCAUACUGAACCUAGGAUUACUAGGAUUCCAGAGGGGAAAGGCAAAGCUUUGUAUGAAAUCACUAGUGGUACUGUUGAUAUCGACAAAGAAAAAGAAGAGCUGGCUGUUUCUAUUAUAUUGAAGUCAAUUCCUAGAGCCCUUGAGAUUGAACCUCAUAGGACCAAAAUAAUUCAAAUACCCUGCAUAAUAUACUCUGAAGUAAUUCCGAAAGGAAGUUACUUUGAAAAAAGAAACAACAUCGAGACUAAAUCUGUAGAGGAACUGAAAAAUAUAACUAUGGAGAAUUUUAAUAAAAUCAAAAUGGAGCAUAUUAAUGCAUGGACAAAAGUAUGGGAAACAGGGCUUUUUAUAAGCCAUUCGAAAGCAGCAAAUGCAUUGAACGGGGACAAAAUAAAUGCAACAAUCUAUUAUGUCCUGUCGAAUGUAUUACCCUUAAGUGUCAUAAGCAAUAAUAAAACGGCAUUGACCAAAAUUAAUGAUAACAGUUACCUUACUUUGGCUGAAGGAUGUUAUGGUGGUUAUCACCAUACACUACAAGCAAAAAAACUUUGGAAAAGUUUAAAUACAUAUGAAGAAGUUAACGAUAUUGUUUCCUUGUGGUUGCUAACUUUGGAAAAACAAGGCUGUCAGAAAUUAAUAUCCAGCGGUUAUUUAAGAGUUAUGCAAGCUCUCAUUUUGAGUUUUGGAGGUUUUCGUUUUAAUAGCCACCACCUUGAAUUUAAAAUUGAUCCCAAGUUUCUACACAGAGAUUUCAUUUUCAGGAGAAUAUCUUAUGAUGGCAUCACAAAUAUUAACGUCAGUGUUACACUUCAAGAUGAUAACAAAGCUUUAUUAGGAGUUUCCCUCGACAAAAGCGAUAAGAAUUAUUAUGCAUGUGAUGGAGGAUGUAUAGAGGAACCAGUCAAACUGGGGACAUCUGUGAUUUACUUUCCUGUUAAAAUGACAGAACCAAUUACAUCUAUUUUAUACAUAACUUCAGAUAAGAGCCACAUGGAGUUAAUAAAGCAUACAUUACAUGUUCACAAGAUUGUUGAGGCUCCAGCUUAUGACCAUCAUGUAAUUGCCUUACACAGACAUGGACAUCACUUAGGUGGGCUUCCAGUCCUGUUUUGGGCUUCAAUUUGUUUUCUUAUUGUUAUAUUUCAUUUGUUUCUUUUUAAACUAAUUUUUAAUGAAUAUUGUGAUAAACCAGAUAGACAUUCUAGAGUAAGAUAUGGAAAAAUUUAGAAAAUAAAUUCUGGUCAUUUAUACGCAAUUUA
Molecule: messenger RNA, 2038 nt
Organism: Cimex lectularius (bed bug)
Lineage: Eukaryota; Metazoa; Arthropoda; Insecta; Hemiptera; Cimicidae
Exons: 11
Coding region: 177-2006 (609 amino acids)
Source: RefSeq, a predicted model, not a curated record